Molecule: messenger RNA, 2829 nt
Organism: Cylas formicarius (sweet potato weevil)
Lineage: Eukaryota; Metazoa; Arthropoda; Insecta; Coleoptera; Brentidae
Product: transmembrane protein 104 homolog
Exons: 3
Coding region: 193-1614 (473 amino acids)
Source: RefSeq, a predicted model, not a curated record
ACAAAAAAAAUGUAUGUGUUCAUUUGUACUGCCGAGGGAUGGGUUCAAAAUUCCUUGUGCUCUAGAUGGGACACAACGAUACUUUAAAUUGUUAGAUAAAGUAAUUUAUUUUUACUGUUAGCCCUACAGAUUCCAGAUGAAUGGUAUUAUGUUGGUGGUUAAUAUACAUAUUUUAUUUAAAAUUUAAACAAAAUGCCAUUAAGCGACAAAUAUCCGCAUUGGGUGGGGUUGAUCUAUGUUUUCAAUUUAAUCGUUGGUACAGGUGCACUAACACUUCCAGCUGCUUUUGCUAGUGCUGGAUGGCUAUUUAGUACCUUUAUGCUGAUGCUGUUGUGUUUUGUGAGUUUUAUUAAUGUUACUUUUGUAAUAGAAAGUAUGGCAUGUGCUAAUGCCACAAUUGAAUGGAGGAGGAUCCAGUCACAUAAAAUUGAUGAAAGUGAAGUGUCGCAUAGUACCGACUCGGAACGGGAGACGACGAGCACGGAAGAGACGGCCAUUUUGUCAACACAAAGGACGAAACGUUACUACAGUUUGAACCGAAAAGUCGAACUGGGUGAAAUGGCCGCCCUUUAUCUCUCCAAAACUGGACACGUAUUUUUUUUCGUCUCUUUGUGCGUCUAUCUUUUCGGCGACUUGACGAUCUACGCCGCGGCGUCAGGCAAAACCCUGGUCAAUUUAAGCUGCAGGUCUUCCAAUAAUUCCGAGAAUUUUACAGAGUACUGUUGGGACGAUACCGGUGUCACAAAAAUGGAUAUAUACAGAAUGUAUGUGACAGUAUUUGGUUUGCUCAUAGGCCCCUUCACCUAUUUCAACGUACAAAAGACUAAAUACUUGCAAAUGUUUACAGUCAGCGUGCGAUGGAUCGCUUUUACCAUCAUGCUGACUCUCGCCUGCGUACGACUGCUGAAAUACGGCCAGCAAGGUCAUCCGGGACUAAUUAAUUUGGUGGAAGUGCCCGCCUUGGCCGGAUCUAGUGUCUACAGUUUUAUGUGCCACCACUCACUACCCGGUCUAAUUGCCCCGUUUUCGAGCAAAAACCGUAUAAUGCUAAAAAUAAGUUACGAUUUUUUUCUUAUCUGUGCGUUUUAUUUGUUACUCUCUCUCACCGGAUCGUUCGCUUUCGAGUCUUUGGACGUAUUGUAUUCACUGAAUUUUAUACAGACCGGCGAUUCCGGUACGGUCAUGAAAAUUGUCGGGUUCUUCCUCGCCGCUUUCCCACUGUUCCCGAUGUCGACCAGUUUUCCAAUCAUAGCGAUCACCCUCCAAGCUAAUCUGACACAUUUGUUUGUCAACUGUAUCGAGAGACGCGGGUUUUUUGUAAGGCGGUUGCUCUUCCCCACUUUGGCUGUGUUUCCCCCCAUCAUUCUAGCCCUGUCCACCCAUAACCUUAAAACUCUGAUCGAGGUGACUGGGUCUUACGCUGGCGUAAUAGUUCAGUAUAUCGUUCCGGCGGUAUUGGUGAUCAAUGCGAGAAAACGGUGCCUCAGAGAUUUUGGUUCAAUCAGCCAUCGCUAUACGAGCCCCUUUAAACACUACGCUUGGUUUUGUUUCGUUAUUUUAUGGGCUCUCUUGUGUAUUAUAUUCGUUACCGUCGAUUUUAUUAUUAAUCAUUAGUGGUUGCGCUUAAGGGUCGGUUCUUCAAUGUAAAAUAAGCUUAUUAUAUAAGCUGUAGUAAAACUUUGUGGUUAAAAAUUGAUGCUCACCAUGCCUACAGCUGGAAUUCUUAGGCGUCAUCCCUUCCCAUACGAAAAUUAUUUGUCUCCGAGUCCUCGAUGAAGUCGUUAAUAAAUCUGACCUUAACUCUGCUCUUGGUAGCGGUUAAUUUAAUUGACAAUAAACCUGUGAUUAUGCUUUAAAGCAUUUUUUUUAAAAAUAAGCACCAGUUUAACUCAAACAUUGAAGUUAUAAUCUUAAGUUUGUCAGAGAUGGGAGAACCGCCCCUAACCAACACACAACAUUAACAAGACUCGACACUCUCCAUACUCUAUGAGACACUUAUUACGUCAUCUUGAGCCUACUAAGAGCGUGAAAAGGUCGGCAAUGUUUCGAGCUCCGAUGGAGAGUAGUUAUUAUCUUGUUAAUGUUGUAUAAUAUUGUUUUAUUUAGGUAGCAAUGUGAUUUGGAGUUCACUUAAUAAGGGACAAAUUUAAUAGAAAAAAUACUGAUAAUUGUUUUUACGUUAAAAAUAGUUAAGUUAUACCCAAGCAACAAAAAAAAAGCAGACGCACAUUUUCGAUUCGCAUUUGUCGAUGAUACGCUCAUUGUGAUUUUGGAAAGUGAAUUCCAAGAAUUUUUUUUCGAACGCUGGAUUUCGGGUUCCCAAUGAGGGCUUUAAUGAGUAGAACAACCAGUGGACUAAGUACAUUUUAUUAAUUUAAUUUUUUAGUAUUAUUAUUUUUAACCAUACAGCUAUUAGAUUAUAUAGGCACGAGCAAGAAUUUUGUGUCAAUUUCUUUUAAAAAGUUACGUUACACACACACACACUUUUUUUUCCCGAAAAUUUAGUAGCUUCUGUUUGCAGUUUGAAAUGACUCGUGUCUGUGCUUAUCGAAAAUUCCUCCUAAACAUUGUCAGCAUAGGUGGGCUCUAAGUGAACCUUGUGGCUGCAUUCAAUAAAAAAUGAAAACUUUUUAUUUUGGCCAGUGCGUAGGUUUUUAUUUGUAUACAUUUUUGCGAGAUAGUGCCGUAACAAUAACAAUAAUUGUCAAUUACAACAAUAUCCGGUUUUAAAUCCGAACGAUUAAAAAACAUAAUUUAAUGUUGUCUGUGAUAAAUUACUUUUUGAUGGUAUUUUUUCAAUAAUCAUUAAAGGUUAAUAUAUUUAACUAU